UUACCUAUGCUCUUAGAAAAUGCAUCGGCUUAUUUCGAUAGGACUUUUGUACAUUAAGAGAACUCUCUGUGCUCCCGUUUCCUAAUCCCUUAGUCCUCCUCGCCUCAGAAGGACGUUUCAUCCACGGUAACUAACGGCGAUGGCGGCCGAGGUGCGCAUGAUCCUUUAUGAAGACGACUCAGUGCAAGUGCAGUACGUCGACGGCUCCAGGCUGCAGCUCUCUCCCUGUGGCUCGGAGUUUUUGUUUGAAAAGGCACCUCCUGCUUCAGCACAUCCUUUAGAACAACCAGAGAGAAUUCGUCAAAGGACACACUUUGUUAUUAGCGCUUACCGAGAGCAACUACGGAGAGCCCUAGAUUUUCGAAACUCUUUCGCCACUUGCCCUUUUUUGUCGGAAAACAUUAUACCUUCUGAAAGAAAAAAGCGUGUCUUGCUCGAUGUCUCAGAAGCGAGGUGGCCCAGUCAUGACGCCGAUGACGGCGUGGUGUGGCUGCAGGGCGGCACUGUGAAAGUGGCCUCUGUAGACGGUCAUGCCUACCUCUGCCUGCCCGCCUCUCAGCAUGAAUUUACAGUGCAUUUUUUGUGUAAAGUAAGCCAGAAGCCAGACUCGUCUAUCGUAUUGUCAGAAAAAAAUAAUACUCAAGCCAAGAAAAAUAAACUGGUUGAAAAGGCAGGCAAAGUCCUUACGUGUGGAAGCUUACCAGGACAGAGGCUGAAGAAUAAAGAAAAUGAACUUCACUGUCAGACCAUGAAACCCAAAGGAGCUUCAGAGGAGGAGCGCUGUGUAAACGGAACCGAGGGGAAGGAGGCGCUGCCUCCGCCUGGCCUGAAGCACACGUGUGUGCACGUGUGGGUAGAGCAGCGCUGGUCCGUGGCCUCCUGUCCAGAGCAGUGGAAGUACCCUCUGUCUUUAGCACUUCGUUUCCACGAUAAAAUCCGCAGUUUGUCCGGAACUGAUGUAACUGUCACCCAGAACGCGACUCUAACUUCCAAUGUGUCAGAGGAAAGAGGAAAGGAGGUUUCUGCUCUUCCCAGGGCCCUGCCACUCAGCUGCCCUGUGCCACACCUGCACAGGUGGAGUUUUUGCGGCUCCCUCUCACUGGGACAGUCUGACGAAGGAGAACAUUCCUAUCCUGAACUGGUGAAGGUGGUGUGGUACAAGGGCGUUACGUACAGACUUAGCCAUAAAAAUGUGAACUCAAUAGAGAUUUAUCCUGGAGAUGGAUCUGUUUUCAAAUCAGAAGGAGCUUAUUUUGGGAACUUUUUCACAUACUAUUCCACUCAGGAAGGAUCAGAAGAGAGGGAAGAGAAAAUGUAUUCAGUAAAUAACCUUCCUCCAGACAGACCAGGAAGUCCAUUCUCUGUGCGUUGUCUAAUUAAACAGGCAGCUAGGAUUCUUCAGCAUUGUGCCAAGAUGAGGCUUUCUCUGAGUCAUAACUAUUGUAUAUGCUGCUGGAAAAUGGUCCCUGGGAUAAAGGAUAACAAUAUACUGCCUUUGCUUUUGGGAGAAUCAUUCAUACCUGGCGUGGGAAAAUUUCUUGCAUAUUCUGAUGACAAAGUACACGUUAUCUUCUUAGAUGGCGUUACUCUAACCCUCAAUUGGAAUUUUGGCUCUUUUCUUGAAAAGAGUCAGGUAAAUCAAGGACUCAGCUUAGGCUGGUGUAAGUUAACUUUUCCUGAUGGACACGAUCAGUUAAUUCAGAUUGAACACUCCAGACCAUAUGAAAGGUAUGUGUCAGCGGUAAUAUCAUGGUGCAGAAAACUGGCCCGGACUAGUCAGAGAGAGAAGCUCACAGAUCCUUCAUUUUCUGUUCCUGAAGAAAAUUGGCUAGAGUACAGGGAGAGAGUAUAAGCUGACAAGGAGGUACAUGUGGUCCAUUGUAGGAAAGCCAGGGGAGAAGUCACAUAUCCUCUUACAAACUCUCAAGAAGACCUUUCUACAGACUUGAAUAAAGAGGCGUUUUAAACAUUAAUGCCCUCCUUAAUUUUGCAGAGAGCUAGUUGAGUCAUGUUAUUUUCUAGUUGUAUGCCACUGCUCACAUUUGACUGUAGCUUGAUGAGGAAAGAGAGAAAGAACACACAAGCAAGAGGUUCUGCUGGAGUUGCCUCCUACUCCAUACCAGUUGCCCCAAAAUCUGUCUCUGUGGAAAAUGGGAAGAGCUAAUGUUUGCAAUGUUAAUCCUUUAAGUCAAGGAGAAGAGAAUGUUUAGUGUGACUGUGGUUAAGAAGACAGUGAAAUGACAAGGUAGUUUGUUCCAGAAGGAAUUUAAUAGAAACUGUUAUGACCUAGUUCAGCUGCAUAAAAACCUUCCCAAACCAUCCAUACCCUGAGUUCCAUAGUAAUGAAGUCUUGCUGUCUGUGCACAAUACAGAAGAAGAAGAAAGGGUCCAUACUACUCAAAGAGACAAUCUAGGUAUUAAAAGAAUAAAAGAGUUCAAGAGAACACAUUACAAAUAGGUAUAUGAUUAAUUUAAAUAAUCUAUAGGAAUUCAAGGGAGGAGAGAUCACUUAUUGCACAAAAGUGAUGGGGUUUUAGUAGGUUUUUAAAAUUUGAGUAUACUUUAAGGAAAUAGAGGGUUUACUGUGUUAAUUCUAAGAAGUUGUAGCAGGAAGUCCAUUACCUUCAAAUAUCAAUACUUGAUUAAAAAUUCCUGGGGGUGGGUACUUUUAUUCACUUGGCUUACUCAUUAAAAGCACUCAGUAAAUUUAUCAGCUGAGUCAAGCUGAUUUUUUAAUAAAUAAAGCUAAUAUAAAAAGCUCUUAACUUUUAGGUUUUUCUAAAAUUCUAACCUUUAUGAAAAAAACUCAAGUAUGCUUAUUUGAAAUAUUGUGGAUAAAAUAAGAAUGAGACAACUAGCAUGAACUUUUUUUUCCCCCACAGGUGUGUGGCUUCUGAACUUGAAAAGAUCCAGAAGUUUAACUGUAUCCUUUAAACAUAAUGUGUUGUCCUGCAUAAUUACUUUCCGUUCUAGGCUUAAUUCAUGACUGCAGUUUAUGGUAAUCCAAAUGUAUAUUGCAGAGCUUCAUUGAAUAUUUAAGAUACUCUAGAUGUAUCUUGUCUGUAGAAGGUACAUCCUAUAGAUUUUUGCAUGUGUAUCAGGGAUAUUGACCUGUAAUUUUCUUUUCUUGUAGAGCCUUUGUCUGGUUGUGAUUGUCAGAGUAAGGCUGGCCUUAUACAAUGAGUUUGAAAGUGUUUCCUCCUCUUACUGGUAUUUUUUCUUCCUUAAAUGUUUGGUAGAAUUCACUAGUGAAACUGUCUGAUCCUGGGCUCUAGUUUUUGGGGAGGUUUUGAUUACUGUUUCAAUCUCCAUUCUAGCAUUCGGUCUGUUCAGAUUUUCUAUCCAUGAUGCAGUCUUCGUAGGUUGCCUGUUUUUAGGAAUUGACCCAUUUCUUCUAUAUUGUCCAAUUUGUUGGUGUGUAACUGUUCAUAGUAGUUCCUUAUGCUCCUUUAUAUUAUGUGCCGUCAGUUGCAAUUUCCCCAUUUAUUGUAUUGUAAUUUUGAGUCCUGUCACUUUUUUCCUUAGUAAAUGUAGCUAAAGGUUUACUGAGAUUUUAAUUCUUUUAUUUAUUUCCUAUCAUCAAACCUCCAUCCAAACACACACAUACGUACGCUUUCCUUUACCCCUCCCUUACACUCUAGUUUCAUCUGUAAGGGAUAGACUCGAUAAGUUUUGAAGUGCCAAGAGAUCUUCCUCCCAAUGGAAAAAUCG
Phyllostomus discolor (pale spear-nosed bat) is the source of this 3711-nucleotide messenger RNA. RefSeq names its product chromosome 3 C5orf34 homolog (gene C3H5orf34). NCBI's taxonomy places the organism in Eukaryota, Metazoa, Chordata, Mammalia, Chiroptera, Phyllostomidae. The record is from RefSeq and is a predicted model, not a curated record. The transcript has 11 exons. The coding region runs from base 140 to 1852 and encodes 570 amino acids.